AUAAUGCGUAGCUUUAGCUAAGCAACAGUUAAUACGAGAAGUAGCGCGUGUGUUAACGCAGGAGUGUUUUUUGUUUGUGGAGUUCGUUUUUACAUUUGGAGAGGAAAUGAAAGAUUUCCGACGCCCUAGAACGGGAGAGGAAUUUUAUGAGUCUUUCGAGGGAGCUCCUUUGUUUACAGCCGUACUCACGUAUCUAAGCUUUCUAAUAUUAAACAUCUUGGGGAGGCUUCAAGAUUUCCUGAGGUUUAUUCAUGUAUUAGAAAAUCAUUCAGUAGCAGAAGUACCGCACACUAAAUCGUUCGUCCCUCUUUACUCGUCUUAUGAGGCUUUUUAUACCCGCAAUCUAUACCGAAGGGCACAAGACUGUUGGUCUAGACCUAUUUGUUCUGCUCCAGGUAGUGAAAUCGUAGUAAUGGAUCGUAAAUCACCGGACUAUGGAUGGACAUUGAAUUUUACAGGAACAAAAUCGAAGGUUUUGAACUUAGGAUCAUACAAUUAUUUGGGAUUCGGGGAUCCCACUGGACCUUGUACUAAUGCUACAGAAAAAGCCACAAUAAAAUUCGGUGUAGGUGUAGCAAGUUCUAGACAAGAGGCCGGAAGCUUAAUAUUACACAAAGAACUCGAAGAUUUGGUUGCUGAAUUUGUUGGACAAGAAGCAGCUAUUGCUUUCAGUAUGGGCUUCUCAACCAAUUCACUAAAUCUGCCAUGUCUAGUUGAUAAAGAUUGCUGUGUAGUCAGUGAUGAAUUAAAUCAUACAAGUCUAGUCUUGGGAUGUCGAUUGUCGGGAGCAACUAUACGUCGUUUUAAACAUAAUGAUAUGGAAGAUUUGGAAAAAAUUCUGCAAGAUUCUGUUGUUUAUGGUCGUCCGCGUACCCACAGACCAUAUAAAAAGAUCUUGAUUGUAGUUGAAGGUAUAUACAGCUCAUAUACAUUUUUGAUUAUGUAUGUGUAUUUACACAGUAUGGAAGGAAGUAUUCUUCAUCUUCCCGAAGUAAUCGCCUUAAAGAAGAAAUAUAAUGCUUAUCUUUAUUUGGAUGAGGCACAUAGUAUUGGUGCAUUAGGUCAAAUGGGUCGUGGUGUGGCUGAUUACUUUGGUGUUGAUCCACGUGAUAUUGAUAUUUCAAUGGGUACAUUUACGAAGAGUUUCGGUUCAUCUGGUGGAUACAUAGCUGGAAAUCGCAAGUUAAUUGACUAUCUUCGCUCGAUGUCAUAUAAUACUGUAUAUGGUUGUAGUAUGCCAGCACCGCUAGCUCAACAAAUUAUAUCAUCCAUAAGAAUUAUCAUGGGAAAAGAUGUACCUGGUGAAGGUGAACGAAGAAUUAAAUGUUUAGCUGAGAAUAUACGUUAUUUUCGUGCAAGAUUACAUGAAAUGCGCUUAAUUGUUUAUGGGAAUCGUGAUAGCCCUGUUGUACCAGUUAUCGUUUAUAUGCCAGCUAAACUAGUUGCCUUUUCGCGUAGAUGUUUAGAAUUAGGAUUAGGAACUGUAGUCGUUGGUUUUCCAGCUACAACUCUGCUUUUAUCCAGGGUACGAUUUUGCAUUUCAUCAGCACAUACACGAGAGUUAUUAGACAGGGCAUUAGACAUAAUCGAGCAAGUUUCUGAAGAAAUAGGAAUUUGUUAUAGUAAGCAACCGAUUCCAGAAUGGGCUAAAGAAAUUUUAUACAAAGAUAAAAGUCAUCGUUAUACGAAUGGUUUCUUAAAAAAUAUUGAACCAUCAGUUAACAAACUACUUAAGAAAUCAGUUCAUACGGAUACUGUAAGUAAUUCAAUCAGUCUGAGAAAACGCUGUUUAAAAAGAGAUACCAACGAAAAAUGUGGGAUUAACACACACUUUUAGCUAUGAUGAAACCUGUAUGAAAUAAAUCUCGAUUUGUUCUUUCAAAAUGUUAAUAUCCUAGUGUUAUGUUACAAAAUCAUUUAUGAAAACUAAUUUUAGUCGAAAGGAUAAAACUAUAUAAUACAGUAUCAUAUCAUAUCAAUUAUAUUGAUAGUCAUUUUUACUAUUGAGAACUAUGACAAUGAAUUGAAUAACUUUUUAAAAUCUAUUUUCUGUGCUUAAUUUAUGUUUUCAAAACAGGAGGUUCAAUGCUACGUUGUUUGAUAUACAUCAUACAUAAAUAAAAGGAUCCAAUGAUUUUUCUUUCAUUUUGACAAUUACAUUAGUGUUUGAUCAGGAAAAAAAACCCAGGAAUAAUAACAAAUGUAUAAAAUAUCUUUCCUUUUUCUAUCAUAUUUGUCUUUUUUUUCUCGACUCAGUUUUACUAUCCUUUUUUCUUAAGAGUAACAUUUUUAUUGUGACAAUUACUGCUUUUUUUUAAAAAAGAAAAGAAAGAAAAAAGAAAACGUUUGUUCAGUGGUUAUACCUCUCUCUCUCUUUAUAUAUAUAUAUAUAUAUCAUGAAUUGAUCAGAUCUACUCAAGUGUGUACUUACUUUUUGUAAAUGAGUAUCUGUCUAACUUUUAUGAUGAUUACCUCUCAAGAGAAUGUAAUAUAAACUGUUAUUAUUCAAUCAUUACUCUACAAGAACUUUUAUUCAUUGUUUUUUUUUCUUACUUUUUAUGUACGGAAAUAAUAUAGAAUCUCUUUUUUGCUAAAAUUGUAGCAGUUUUCAAUAUAUAUUUUACAUAUUUUAGUUUGGCGUUACUAUCAUCUUCAUAAUCUCAGUAUUCUUAAUUAGGUUCUUUUAAGUAGUGUAUACUGAGACUUGUUAAUAUUACUACUUUUUUUAAAACCACUUUUAAAAAAUCUAUCUGGCUGUGAUUUGUUAUUAUUAUUAUUAUUAUUAUUAUUAUAUACCAUGUAGUCCU
Schistosoma guineensis is the source of this 2807-nucleotide messenger RNA. Lineage: Eukaryota; Metazoa; Platyhelminthes; Trematoda; Strigeidida; Schistosomatidae. The record is from the annotation of a GenBank genome assembly.